Triticum aestivum (bread wheat) is the source of this 3840-nucleotide messenger RNA. Its product is annotated as protein argonaute PNH1. The record is from RefSeq and is a predicted model, not a curated record. Gene Ontology annotation, molecular function: RNA binding; protein binding. NCBI's taxonomy places the organism in Eukaryota, Viridiplantae, Streptophyta, Magnoliopsida, Poales, Poaceae. The transcript has 22 exons. The coding region runs from base 749 to 3622 and encodes 957 amino acids.
ACUAACAAUAAAGACACAAAGUAGCUCCUCAUUCUUUUGUAAAUAAACAAACAGUCUACGACCUCCGCUCCUGGGUGCGAUGAACAACAAUAAUAGUAGAGUACAAGGCACUAGCGGCCAGGCGCACGAACAUGCGAUGCACUUUUCAAUGAAAAUCCCCAUCAUCCGACCUCCUCCUCCGAUGCCACCAUUCAUCGGAAGCUCACCUCCCCACUAGAGUAUCUCGCGCCCCGAUUAAUCCAUCCACACGGCCCAUACCCAUGCUACGAAUAAAUGCUACCGUCUCCUUGCCCCCCGCCCCCCGCCGUUUGCUUUCUACGACGCCUGCCACCUUUGUAAACCCCAUCCCGGACGGAGGAUGGAUUAAUUGGAGCGCCGCGCGCCGCACCGCAGAGGAUGUACAGUAUCACGGAAGGGAACCCCCCCACCCUGCGUGCCUGCGACUGUGGCCACAAGAGGUCAAACCUGCUGCUGUUGCCGCAUCAGUGCCGUGCCGGUUCUAAUGCCUUUCUGUCCCGCCCGCCCCCAUUAACCCAUCCUCUCUCUUCUCUUCCCUCCUUACCCCGCUCCUCUCCUUCGUUUUUACAGUGGGUGGGUUCUUCUUGCUUUGCUCCUUGCUGCUGAUCGCGCAGGCUACUGUGGUCACAUUAUAAGGCGCCGUGCAGGGGGCGCGCAGGGGGCCGCCCGCUCCGGUCCUGCCAGCGACCGCCUUGUCGGGUAACCAGCGCGUCGCCAGCCGCUUGCUCACAUGCUGGAGGUGCUGGAGAUGACGCCGCCGCCGCAGCAGCAGCCCCGGCGCCAGCCCAGAGGGGGCGGCGGCGGCGGUGGGAGGAAGCAGCCGCUGCAGAGCAGCGUCGCGCAGCCCAAGGCGGAGCCGCCGCACCCGCCGCCGCCAGAGGGAGCCAAGAGGUGCGGCGGGAAGCGGCGCGGCGGCCGCGGGCGCGCCAGGCCCGCGGAGGAGCCGCGGCCGGCGCCGGGGCCCGUGGCGGCGGUGGCGGCGGCGGCGGCCACGCGCGCCGUCAUUGGCCCGCCCGUGCCCGGCAAGGGGCUGUCCUUCUGCCGGCGGCCGGGGUUCGGGACCGUGGGCGCGCGCUGCGUCGUCAAGGCCAACCACUUCCUCGCCGAGAUUCCCGACAAGGACCUCACCCAGUACGACGUCAAGAUCACGCCGGAGGUGACCUCCCGGUGCGUGAACCGGGCCAUCAUCGCCGAGCUGGUGCGCCUCUACCGGGAGUCCGACCUCGGAAUGCGCCUCCCGGCCUACGACGGCCGCAAGAGCCUCUACACCGCGGGCGCCCUCCCGUUCGACGCGCGCGAGUUCGUCGUCCGCCUCACCGACCACGACAGCGGCACCGGCGUGCCCCCACGCGAGAGGGAGUACAGGGUCGCCAUCAAGUUCGCCGCGCGCGCCGACCUCCACCACCUCCGGCAGUUCAUCGCCGGCCGGCAGGCCGACGCGCCGCAGGAGGCCGUCCAGGUCCUCGACAUCGUCCUCCGGGAGCUCGCCAGCCAGAGGCACGUGGCGAUAGGGCGGUCGUUCUACUCGCCGGACAUAAGGAAGCCGCAGCGGCUCGGCGACGGCCUGCAGUCGUGGUGCGGCUUCUACCAGAGCCUCCGGCCGACACAGAUGGGCCUGUCGCUCAACAUCGAUAUGUCGUCCACCGCGUUCAUCGAGGCGCUGCCGGUGAUCGACUUCGUGGCCCAGAUACUAGGGAAGGAUGUCAUGUCAAGGCCAUUGUCGGAUGCAAACAGAAUUAAGAUCAAGAAAGCGUUGCGGGGCGUCAAAGUCGAGGUUACUCACCGGGAAAAUGUGAGGCGGAAGUACCGCAUUUCGGGGGUGACUGCACAGCCAACUCAUGAACUCAUUUUCCCAAUUGACGAUCAAAUGAAUAUGAAGUCUGUCGUGGAGUAUUUCAAGGAAAUGUAUGGGUUUACCAUUCAGCAAUCACAUCUUCCUUGCCUUAUGGUUGGAAACCAAAAGAAGGCAAACUAUCUACCAAUGGAGGCCUGCAAGAUUGUUGAGGGUCAGAGAUACACAAAGAGGUUGAACGAAAAGCAGAUCACAUCACUGCUAAAGGUUACAUGCCAAAGGCCUAGAGAAAAGGAAAUGGAUAUUCUACAGACAGUCCAUCAAAACGGAUAUGACCAAGAUCCUUACGCAAAGGAAUUUGGGAUCAACAUAAGUGAGAAGCUAACAUCCGUUGAAGCGCGGGUCCUUCCUGCACCUUGGCUGAAAUAUCAUGAUGCUGGAAAGGAAAAGGAGUGCCUGCCACAGGUUGGUCAAUGGAACAUGGUGAACAAGAAAGUGAUCAAUGGGGGCAAGGUAAGUCACUGGGCUUGUAUAAACUUCUCAAGGAGUGUUCAAGAAACCACUGCACGCGGAUUCUGCCAAGAGUUGGCACAAAUGUGUCAAAUUUCGGGCAUGGAAUUCAACAGUGAACCUGUGCUUCCAAUAUAUUCAGCUAGACCAGAUCAAGUAGCGAAGGCACUAAAGCAUGUGUAUAAUGUUGCACUACACAAACUCAAGGGUAAAGAACUUGAACUUCUUUUGGCCAUCCUCCCAGACAAUAAUGGAGCUUUAUAUGGUGACAUCAAGCGUAUCUGCGAAACCGAUUUGGGCUUGAUAUCGCAAUGUUGCUUAACGAAACAUGUUUUUAAGAUCAGCAAGCAAUAUUUGGCAAAUGUCUCACUAAAAAUCAAUGUUAAGAUGGGAGGAAGAAACACCGUGCUCGUGGAUGCGCUAAGUUGGAGGAUUCCGUUGGUCAGUGACAUACCAACUAUUAUAUUUGGUGCAGAUGUAACACAUCCUGAAACUGGGGAGGACUCUAGUCCAUCCAUUGCUGCAGUUGUGGCUUCUCAAGACUGGCCGGAAGUUACAAAAUAUGCUGGAUUGGUGUGUGCGCAGGCACACCGACAAGAGCUCAUUCAGGACCUUUACAAAACAUGGCAUGAUCCUCAGAGAGGCACCGUAACAGGAGGCAUGGUCAGGGAACUCUUAAUAUCAUUCAGGAAGGCCACGGGACAGAAACCAUUGAGGAUAAUUUUCUAUCGGGAUGGCGUUAGUGAAGGCCAAUUCUACCAAGUUCUCCUUUAUGAGUUGGAUGCUAUCCGUAAGGCUUGUGCGUCCCUAGAACCAAAUUACCAACCUCCUGUAACGUUUGUGGUGGUUCAAAAGCGUCACCAUACAAGACUGUUUGCAAACAAUCACAAAGACAGAAGUAGCAUGGACAAAAGUGGAAAUAUUUUACCUGGAACUGUUGUUGAUUCGAAGAUAUGCCACCCAACGGAGUUUGAUUUCUACCUCUGUAGUCACGCUGGAAUCCAGGGAACAAGUAGGCCAGCUCACUACCAUGUCCUCUGGGAUGAGAACAACUUCUCGGCAGACGAAAUGCAGACGUUGACAAACAACCUUUGCUACACUUACGCACGGUGCACGCGCUCCGUUUCCGUCGUCCCACCUGCGUAUUACGCGCAUCUGGCUGCGUUCCGGGCGCGGUUCUACAUGGAGCCGGAGCUGUCGGAGAACCACACGUCGAAGAGCUCCAGUGGGACGAAUGGUACCUCGGUGAAGCCUUUGCCCGCUGUGAAAGAGAAGGUGAAGAGGGUGAUGUUCUACUGUUGACAGAGGGACUAGUUUUAACUACUCACAGUUAUGUGCCUAACACUGUAGAAUUUAGCACUAGAGGGUUAGGUUAGCUUUCUCCCGGAAAGGAAGAGAAGAGAAGAUCAUUUCUGCAUUUUGGACCCCUGAAGAAUCUCUCGACUACCUCUGUAAAGUAUUCAGAAAGCAUGUAUAAUAGUAGUUCUUGCUUGGGUCAGAUGUCAUCCAGUUCCUGAGCA